GGAACCCCAAAACAAAAACAUUGGCAGCAGGAUAUAGAGACGGCAGACACCAUAUCAAAAUGUAACGGCACACUGUUUCAUACUGACUCCAAGAUCACAGUGUUACCACGUUCUUUCCCAAGUGCACGGUCAUCUGACUGCCAGCUCAUUGUCGUCCCUGUGAACACUCUUCGUUUGCUGCCCUGCAAGCUUCGCUCCAACCACGCCCACAGAAAAUGGCUGUACAAACCAGAUGUUAGUCACUUCCUGUUUCGGAGCCCAGAUGGUGGAUUGGUAGUCAGUGGCCGAGCGGGAUGUGAGGAGAUCUUCUCUUGUUGGUCCGAGGAGAGUGGCUUCCGGCAACUCUUGGCCAAUUACUGUGUGAGAGCAGAACCUUUGUCUGAGAUGACCACCAAUUUAGGACGGAUAGACGAACCUUUUAUAAUUAAGGGCAUAUCUUCAGACAUCCUGUCCGGUGAAUCGGCGCGCUCUGCUCAACAGCGCGUAAAGACGUAUGGCACGGAGCUGGCGGUGGUGUGUGUGCUGUUAGCCAUGUGCGUGCUUUCGUUUGGCCUGUCUCUGGCGUACAGACAGAGGGGCCGGAUGAAGGAGAUGCUAAGGGGGGGAGAGCAAACUGGAGGAGCCCAGAAAAGCCCAGUCAGGCCUGGGGAGAGUUUACCCCUGAAUGGUGGUGUGCUUCCAACCUCCCCAUCAGACCACAAAAGCUACCAGACAUUGGAGGAAAACUGUGGCUACAUAAUCUCUCCACCAGAGACUUCCUGCACAAACACAUUACCGCAGCAGAACUCAGUGGAAGCACAGAUGCUCGCCCAAACACCACAGAAUGGGUUUAAAGACAGUCAUGUGGAGAUAAGUGACAUUUCCCCUCGCCCACGGGUCCGUUUGGGUUCAGAGAUCAGAGACUCUGUGGUAUAAAUAGGUGCAUUUGAUAUGGAAAACACACCCAAAUACAAUGUAACUCUCCUAAUGUUCACUUUGUUGUCAAUGGGCAGCUUUACUUAAUGACUUUAAAGCCCUGAUCACAAGUGAAAGGGGGGAUACAGAUAUACUGCCACUCUGAGUGAGAACAGAGGUACUCGACGCAUCAUUUCAGGGUGCCACGCUUUGUGUGUAUGGCCAGAUUUGAAAUAAUUUAGACAAUGCCCUCAAGUCUGCUUCGAGUCUUCAGUCAUCUCUUUUAAUGUUAAACUUUAUCACACGGUGUGUUGUGAUAAUAUGAAAAAGAUCAUGUUUAAAGAUUAGAGAUGUAGUGAGAUGGAAACGGGUACAAGAGUGAACCGGAGAGAUGGAACAUGGGACCAGUGCCCGGUUGCAUAAAGCACCUUAAGUUUUUCCCUUAAGUGUGACACUUAAGGGGUGAUUUCUCUUUACCAAACACAGUAGGAGAAUAACUUAAGUAAAACUUAAGGUAUAUUUAAGGGCACACUUAAGGGAAAAUUACACUUAAGGUGCUUUAAGCAACCGGGCACAGGCCUUAUGUUUUCAUAUAGUAUACCAGGCAGUUUAGAGCUUCAGCAUUACAGACCACAGUUACAUUUCUAAACGUUUCAGAAACAUGCACUGAAUUUUUAAUCAUUUCAUUUUUUCUAAAAACUGAAGUUAAAUUUCAUGUUAUGUUGGAAAUAACAAGGUUGGUGUUUUCUUCAAAUGUAAAAAAAGAACAUCUUAAAAAUGCCUGGUGUCUAUUAUGGUACGUUGAAUAUGGAGAAAUUCAAAGAAGGAAUAUGUGCUUGUAGAUAAAAUGUGGGAACAGGGAUGACCAUUAAGGAACGAUAAGGUUUCCUAAUUCCUUUGAAUGUACAUAUGAAAACAUGUAAAGCACAAAAGUCAACAUUCAUUAUUACCACAUUCACAAGUGUUUAGUACAGCAUGGUCCAAUAGACAGACUCUGGCAACAAUGUACAACCACAGAUCGAUAUGACACUGUACAAUAAUACAAUAAAAUAGCAAUGUAAACAACAUUAAUCAAUACUUGUAUAAAGUGUGAGGUAAUGCACAAGAACAAAUAUUGUAGAUCAUUUGGACACAAAAAAAUAGGACAGCAUGUAUGAUGCUGCCAGUGUUACAAGAGCCGUUUAUUGGUAUAUAAGCCGUUUGAGGUGUGAUGGAGCUACAAACAGGUUUGGAAUUGAUACAAAAUCUUUGGGGGUACAUAAUUUGCAUACAUAACCCAGUUUAACUGUGAAAUUUUACAUUCCAUCUUUUAGCUUUUGUGUACUGAAUGGUAAAUAGAUUUUGAUCUUUUAUACUUUAUUGACAUUGUUUGCCUGUUGUUUUAAACAUUUUACAUUCAGGCACUUUAUUUUUUUCUUUCAGUGUUUGUAAGCUGUAGGUCACUGUCAGCAUCCUGGGACAGUACUCUGGUCAAGAUUUGUAAUGUUAAAGUGAAAUGAGUGCAGUCCUCACAGUUUGACAUGCAAAAUAAAAUUUUGCAUCCGCUAAAAAUGUCAGGCUUGUGUUGUUUUUCUUUCUUCAAAAAAGAAUCAUAGUAUCACCCUCUUUAAAAUAAUAUUAAAUACGGUUCAGUGUAUAUUACUUAAAUGCAUGUAUCUGUUAAAGGGAUAGUCCAUCCAAAAAUGAAAUUCUGUCGUGAACUACUCACUCUCUAGUUAUUCCGUAUCUGUAUACAAAGAAAGUUAGUCAUUUUCACUAUGGUAGUCAAGGAUGCCCCAAAAAUGUCAGUUGCUAACAUUCGUCCAAAUAUCUUUCUUUGUGUUCAACAGAACAAAGACAUUUAUACAAGUUUGGAACAACUUGAGGGUGAGUAAAUCAUGACAGAAUUUUCAUUUUUGGGUGAACUAUCCCUUUAAAUAAAUUAAUUAUUUUUAACAUUUAGAAGGUUUUUGGACAAUUCAAAGGUUUUGGGUAAUUGUAGAUAUUCUUGUGUUUUCCAGUG
Triplophysa rosa is the source of this 2896-nucleotide messenger RNA. Its product is annotated as semaphorin-4B-like. NCBI's taxonomy places the organism in Eukaryota, Metazoa, Chordata, Actinopteri, Cypriniformes, Nemacheilidae. The record is from RefSeq and is a predicted model, not a curated record. Bases 385 to 915 code for a protein of 176 amino acids. The transcript is spliced from 3 exons.